Miniopterus natalensis is the source of this 1330-nucleotide messenger RNA. RefSeq names its product interleukin 10 (gene IL10). Gene Ontology annotation, cellular component: extracellular region. The record is from RefSeq and is a predicted model, not a curated record. Gene Ontology annotation, biological process: immune response. Lineage: Eukaryota; Metazoa; Chordata; Mammalia; Chiroptera; Miniopteridae. Gene Ontology annotation, molecular function: cytokine activity.
AGGGCCUUGCUCUUGCAAAACCAAACCACAAGGCAGGCUCGCAGAAGAAGGCAGAGCACCACCAUGCCCAGCUCAGCACUGCUGUGUUGCCUGGUCCUCCUGGCCGGGGUGGGGGCCAGCCGAGGCCGGGACUCCUCAUCUGAGAACAGCUGCACCCACCUCCCAACCAGCCUGCCCCACAUGCUUCGAGAGCUCCGAACUGCCUUCAACAGGGUGAAGACUUUCUUUCAAAUGAAGGACCAACUGGACAACAUAUUGUUGAACGGGUCCCUGCUGGAAGACUUUAAGGGUUACCUGGGCUGCCAGGCCUUGUCAGAGAUGAUCCAGUUUUACCUGGAAGAGGUGAUGCCCCAGGCUGAGAGCCAGGGCCAGAACAUCAAGGAGCACGUGAACUCGCUGGGGGAGAAGCUGAAGACGCUCAGGCUGCAGCUCCGGCGCUGUUAUCGCUUUCUGCCCUGUGAAAAUAAGAGCAAAGCAGUGGAGCAGGUGAAGAGUGCCUUUAGUAAGCUCCAAGAGAAAGGCAUCUACAAAGCCAUGAGCGAGUUUGACAUUUUCAUCAACUACAUAGAAACCUACAUGACAAUGAGGAUGACCAACUGAAACGUCCCGAGCAACGAAACACCUGGGGUGGCGACUCGGCUCGACUCCAGGACAUAAAUCGGAGAUCUCCAAAAUCCAAUCCAGGGUUCCAGGACAGCCGAACCAGCUCCCUGGACAACCCCGCCUUACCUCUCUCCUAGAAUAUUUAUUACAUCCAAUACCUCAACUUCCAUUUCUAUUUAUUUACUGAGCUUCUCUGUGAACUAUUUAGAAAGAAGCCCGAUAUUAUAAUUGUUCAAUAUUUAUUAUUUUCACCUGUGUUUAAGCUGUUUCCAUGGGUAACAUCCUAUGGUAUUUGAGUAUUUUAAGAGAAAUUGUAAGUUAUAUAAAGAAAAAAAAUGUUUCUUGAGGAGCCAACUGAAGCUUCCAUUCCAAGCUUGACCAUAUUUUAUACCUGUUCAGCUGUUUUCCCUGACCACCCUCUAAUUUCUUUUGUCCCUGGGCCUGGGGCUCCCAGCGUAUUACAAGGAUCUCACCCUCUUAGGAAGAGAAACUAGGAGCCCCUUUGAUCAUUAACAUCCCAGCGGCUCAGAGGGAUUCCCUUGGCCUCAUUCCCUAACCACUUCGUUGUUGAAAGCUGUAGCCAGCUUGUUAUUUAUAACAGCCUAAAAUUGGUUCUAAUAGAACUCAGUUUUAACUAGAAGCAGUUCAGUUCCUCUGGGAAUGUUACAUUGUUUGUCUGUCUUUGUAGCAGAUUUUAAUUUUGAAUAAAUAAAUGGGUUUAUUAAAA